Messenger RNA from Neodiprion fabricii, 3092 nucleotides. Its product is annotated as thyrotropin-releasing hormone-degrading ectoenzyme-like. Gene Ontology annotation, biological process: proteolysis; peptide catabolic process. The record is from RefSeq and is a predicted model, not a curated record. Gene Ontology annotation, molecular function: zinc ion binding; metalloaminopeptidase activity; peptide binding. The transcript is spliced from 15 exons. Gene Ontology annotation, cellular component: cytoplasm. Bases 133 to 2871 code for a protein of 912 amino acids. Lineage: Eukaryota; Metazoa; Arthropoda; Insecta; Hymenoptera; Diprionidae.
CAAUGGGUACAGGUCAAUGCAGCUACGAAUUCGACAAAAGGCAUCGCCGAGGUGACGUUCCUCGCUUACGAUCGCCACGAAGGCGUCGAGGAGGAUCAGACGUCUAAGGGCUGCGGUUUGAACGCUAAAGGAAUGACUGCGAUUGUUGCUACGUGUGUGGCGAUCGGCCUGAUCGCCUACAUGCUGACAACAUCUUCCGGAAAUCCGGACGCGAGCGCGGAAUCAACCCCAAAUAAUCAGGGUGACAAAGUUGAGGAAAGGUUGCCAAAGUCCGUUUCGCCAGUUGAGUACAGAUUGAAGAUAAUCCCGCAUUUGGAGGAUGGAAAUUUCACCAGCAGUGGGGAACUUUGGAUAACAAUGGAAUUCAAGGAGACUACGAACAAGAUAGUUCUCAAUGCUCGGGAAAUUACGUUUCACCAGGUGGAAAUCGUAUCUUUGGCAAAGGAUAUUGCGGUCACUAAUGUCACGGUGAAAAAUGAUUCCGAGCUUGUUAUCAUCCGGGUGAAUAAGCUAUUGAGAAAGGGCGAAAGUCAUAAGCUGUACAUUCGGUUCAGCGGGAUAUUGAACGACGUUCUGCAAGGAUUUUACAGAAGCAGCUAUGUCGAUUCGGCAACUAAUGAAACCAGAUGGACAGCUACUACUCAGUUCUCGCCAACGUACGCUCGACGUGCCUUUCCGUGCUUUGAUGAGCCUUCGUUCAAAGCUCGAUUCAGGAUAUCUCUUGGUAGGCGAGAGAACAUGACGUCGAUUUCAAACAUGCCGCUCAAAUCGACCCAAGAUAUGCCUAACAUGCCGCAUUUUGUCUGGGACCAUUAUCAACCGAGUUUACCGAUGUCCACGUACCUCGUGGCCUUCAUUGUAACAGACUUUGAUAACGUCCAAGUAAAAGAUUCGUCCCAGCCCGUUUUUCGGCUCUGGUCAAGGCAUGACGUGAUCGAUCAGACCGAGUACAUGUCGAAGAUUGGUCCGAGUAUGUUGCGAUUCUUGGAAGGCUACUUCAACAUCCCAUUUCCGCUUGAUAAGCAGGACAUAGUGGCUUUGCCGGACUUCGGUUACAACGCCAUGGAAAAUUGGGGUCUCAUCACAUUUCGGGAAUCUGCUAUGCUCGUAAACGAGAAGGAGGCAGUUGCCGAAGCCAGGCAAAACGUUGCGAGUGUUGCCGGACACGAGCUGGCCCAUCAAUGGUUCGGAAAUUUAGUCACUCCCGCUUGGUGGUCUGAUCUAUGGUUGAAAGAAGGGUUUGCAACAUUCUUCGGCAACAUGGCAGUUAAUCAUGUGGAACCUACGUGGAGAAUGACCGAUAGCUUGAUCCAGGAUCUUCACGAUGUACUCGUGGGCGACGCGCUGGAAAGCUCUCACCCAAUUUCCGUCGGGCUGAAUCACACCGACCAGAUUACCCAGAUAUUCGAUUCUAUUUCGUACAUCAAAGGCUGCUCGAUCAUUCGCAUGAUGCACCAUUUCCUCGGAGCCGAAGUAUUUCGGAUGGGAAUACAGAGGUACUUGAGAACUUACUCGUAUCGCAAUGCCGAGCAGGAUGUUCUCUGGGAGGCUCUGACUUACGAGGCCCGUUUGAGCGAAAAUCCGGUCACUUACAUCACUGUCAAAAAUGUCAUGGACACUUGGACCUUGCAAACGGGUUACCCUGUUUUACAAGUACAGAGGAAUUACAAGACUGGAACAGUCACCGUGUUUCAAGAGCGAUUCUGCUGGGCAAUUGCCGGCUGUCAGGAUAGCACGGAAUCCUGGUGGAUUCCCUUGACUUGGACCACCCAAUCGAAUCCAAGAUACAACGAUACGAUGCCCAAAGCGUGGCUUUGGAAUCCUACUUUGGAAUUAAACGACACGGUACCUGACGAUCAGUGGAUUUUGUUCAAUCUUGGUCAAACGGGUUACUAUCGCGUCAAUUACGACGAUAGAAACUGGAAGCAGCUUGCACAGUCCUUUGAAACGCUGCCGCCGGUAAUUAGAUCACAACUGAUCGACGAUUCGCUCGCGGCUUCUCGAGCGGGUAAUUUGCGGUACAAAAUAGCGAUUGAUCUUAUCAGUAGAUUGGAAAAUGAGACAGAUUUUUUGGUCUGGAAUGCUGCGCUGAACCAACUGGAAUACAUACAUGACAAGAUGCACGACGACGCGGACUAUAAUAAAUUUAUGCUGCGACUUGGGAGAAAAAUCUUUGAGACAAUCGGUACGGUGGAAAAGCAGAACGACGGACAUCGCGAGAGACGAUGGCGAGGAAAAAUAAUGAAAUGGGCUUGCAUAGUCGGUCACGAAGAAUGCCGACAACGUGCGCAUCAAUUUUUGAAAAAUUGGAUUGAAAUGCCACCGGCGAAAGAAAAUCCAGUUCCGGCUAAUUUGAGAAGCUGGGUAUAUUGUACGGGAUUAAAACACGGGGGUAAGAGUGAAUGGAAUUUUUUGUGGAAUCAAUAUCUCAAAACGACUUCCGGAUCGGAAAAGACAGCGUUACUGGAAGCCCUGGGAUGCAUAACUGAUGAUGCUAUCCUCCUCAGCUAUUUGGAAAAAUCAAUUUCAAAAAAUUCUGGUGUACGGAAACAAGACGGUUGGUGGGUUUUUCGUUCUGUCGCUGGAAAUCCGAUUGGCAAAGACAUCGCUUUUCGUUUUCUUAGAGAAAACUGGGUUGCCCUUAACGAGUACUACGGCUCCGGUUUCUCAGCAGUAGCAAAAAUGGUGACGGCACUACCAAGAUACAUGAAUUCCGAAAUUGACCUGAAGGAGUUGGAGACUUUUAAAGAUUCCGUAAAGUUGGGCGUUACCAGCACUGCUUUCGAACAAGCGAUUGAGCAGGUAAAGAUUAACGAGGCUUGGACUACAAACUACAAGAAACAGAUCCAAGAUAUUUUGAAAGAAAUCUGAGAAAUAAAAUGAUCGAAGUCCCAUCUCACCUGCAGACGGCGCCUUCGUUACGACGUAGUUUACAGUUCUUAUCGCAACAAGAAUCAUUGUCUUCUGUACCCAAAAGACCUGCGUCACACUCCUCAUCGCCCUCUACUCUCAAAUUUCCACAGAACGAUUCUUCUGGUUCAGAGAAGCAUCGGCCGGACUUUGCUUGCAGUACUUUUCUGAUUGAGCGUAAA